UCCGCUAAGCACCGCAGCAACCGGCUCGGUUCGCGCGGAUGGGUCGUCAGAAGCCAUCGCCAUUGGCUUCCGUCGACCUUCUCGAAGGCACCAAUGCUACCGUCUCCGCUAUCUACGCAAAUCCUUCCUAAUCAGCUAUCCUUCAAGGCAGAGUUUUUCCAGAUUGUGGGCACCAUUCACGCGAUAGUGGAUCGGCGGCCCCCGAUGCUCCCUCGAUGAUGCGCUGAAAAGCCCUCAUCGCGAGCUAUAAAGCUCCCCUCCCAGCUCUCUUUUACAAACCAGCAACGGUCACUUCAGACAACCGCACACCAUGCAGCUCCUUCAAUCUCUCUCCGCGGGCCUGGUGCUCGCCGGCAGCUGCCUGUCCCUGGCUGGCGCCCGUUCCAUUCCCCAGGCCAAGGGUCUCGCCGUGAGACAGACUCCUCAGAAGAUCGCUCCUAAGGUCUUCAUCAUGUCCAUGUUUGAGCCUGAAGCUGCCAUCUGGUGGGGUAUCCCCGAGUUCGACCUGCUCGCCCACAACAUCACCAUCCCCGGUGCUUCCCCACUCUUCCCGGAUGUCCACUGUACUGCCGACUACAGCAUCUGCCAGCUCGUCACCGGCGAGUCCGAGAUCAACGCCGCCGUUACUGUCUCCUCUAUCAUCUUCAACCCUCUGUUUGACCUGACCCACACCUACUUCUUCGUCGCCGGUAUCGCCGGUGUCAACCCCGAGGAGACCACCAUCUGCAGUGUGAACUUCGCCCGCUAUGCCGUCCAGGUCGCCCUGCAGUACGAGAUCGACAUCCGCGAGAUGCCCGCCAACUCGACCACCGGCUACUUCCCCCAGGGCUCCUACUACCCCUGGCAAUACCCCGGUAACAUCUACGGUACCGAGGUCUUCGAGGUCAACGACAACCUGCGCAAGCUGGCCGUUGCCUUUGCCAAAAACGCCACCCUGGCCGAUAGCGACGACGCCAAGGCCUACCGUGCCAACUACGCCACUGCUGAUGGUAUCUACGCCGCUGGUGCGGCUGCCCCCGCCGUUGUCGAGUGUGAUGUCGCCACCAGCGAUGUCUACUACAGCGGUAACAUCCUGGGCCAGACCUUCUCCAAUUACACCUCCCUCCUGACCAACGGCACCGGCAACUACUGCGCCAGCGCCCAGGAAGACAACGCCUCCCUCGAGGCUCUCCUCCGUGCCGCCAAAUUCAACAUCACCGACUUCUCUCGCAUCAUCGUCAUGCGCACCGCCUCCGACUUUGACCGUCCCUACCCCGGCGAGUCGGCCCGUGAGAACCUGCUGUACGCGACCACGGGAGCCUACGAGCCCUCUGUCAAGAACAUCUACAACGCCGGUGUCAAGGUUGUCGAGGGUAUCAUCAACAACUGGAACAGCACCUUUGCUGCCGGUGUCAAGCCCAGCAACUACAUCGGUGACAUCUUCGGCACCUUGGGCGGUACUCCCGACUUUGGCCCGGGUCAGUACGAGUCCCUGGUUGAUGCGGGUGUGCUGAAGAAGCGUGGUGUGUCGAAGCGCUCCAUGCGGGGAUUGUAAUUUAUGAUGUCUAAUAUGUAGUACGAAUGAUGAGUGUCUGAAUAGGAUAGCUUAAUACCAUGUACCGAGUGCUUAUACCAGAG
Molecule: messenger RNA, 1617 nt
Organism: Aspergillus sclerotioniger CBS 115572
Lineage: Eukaryota; Fungi; Ascomycota; Eurotiomycetes; Eurotiales; Aspergillaceae
Product: purine-nucleoside phosphorylase
Exons: 2
Coding region: 311-1534 (407 amino acids)
Biological process (GO): transmembrane transport
Cellular component (GO): endoplasmic reticulum
Source: RefSeq, a predicted model, not a curated record